Sebastes umbrosus (honeycomb rockfish) is the source of this 2516-nucleotide messenger RNA. RefSeq names its product serine/threonine-protein kinase pim-1-like. Lineage: Eukaryota; Metazoa; Chordata; Actinopteri; Perciformes; Sebastidae. The record is from RefSeq and is a predicted model, not a curated record. Gene Ontology annotation, biological process: negative regulation of apoptotic process; regulation of mitotic cell cycle; protein autophosphorylation. Bases 173 to 1249 code for a protein of 358 amino acids. Gene Ontology annotation, molecular function: protein serine/threonine kinase activity; ATP binding. Gene Ontology annotation, cellular component: cytoplasm. The transcript is spliced from 11 exons.
UCAUCUUAUCUGCGGAGAUGAGAGCAAGAGAGGCGGUAAGAGAGAGAAGAAGAGGAGGCCAGACCUGGACCUGACAGAGACCAAGGACGACAAACUGUGCACCCCACAAAAUUUGCCCGCACACGUUCAAAGAGAGCUCCCUAGCACGUCUGAACUAAGUUCAGCGCCUGCAAUGGAUAGGACUAGGUCGACUAGGAGGCUUCAAAGGAGGACCUGUCCUUGCACAGAGACCGUCUUGCAGCACAGGACAAUGGUCUCCGAAAGUGAACACCCAGACACCUCUGAAGAGGAGCUCCGUGAGAGACUGUUGAAGAGGAAAGCCAGAGAAGACGGAGAAGGACCGUCCUCUUCAGUGGAUGUUCACAGAGAAAACCUGACGGAGACCAAGGACAGGACCAAACUCUACUCUGCACAAAAGUUGCCCGUCCACAUGCGAAGAGCUGCAUUCGAGGCCAAAUACAAACAACAGAAGAAGCUCGGCGAAGGAGGGUGUGGAUCUGUGUUUGCUGGCUAUCGCAAAGCAGAUCAUUUGCCUGUUGCCAUCAAACACGUUCCAAGCGAGACUCAGUUCAUCAAACACGUGUACAAGAACAGGAAUACGGUCUCCGUGGAGGUCGCCGCCAUGUUGAAACUCGCCGCCAAUACAAGUGGCUCAGCGGCCUCCUCGGCACCUGUGUCCCUACUGGACUGGUAUGAUCUGGAACAUGAGCUGAUCCUGGUGCUGGAGAGACCAGUCCCCUGCGUGGACUUGGCCACGUACAUCUGCUCAAAGGGAGGCUCCUUAAAAGAGGAAGAGGCCAAGAUCAUCAUGAAACAGCUGCUUGAUGCAGCAAUUGAGCUUCAGGAUAAGAGCAUCUUUCACCGGGACAUCAAGGUGCAAAAUAUCUUGAUCGAGACUGGCUCGGACGUCCCGCGAGUUCGCCUCAUUGACUUUGGUCUGAGCUGCUUCGUCAAGAGCUGCUCCACUUACCAACACUUCUACGGUACCGCUAAUCACAUCCCUCCGGAGUUGUACAUUAAUCAACGCUACAGGGCCGGCCCCACCACAGCGUGGCAGAUGGGAGUGGUCCUGUUUGAAGCGCUCCACAAGAACACAUCUUUUGAGACCCUCGCGUUCCUCCAAAACAGUCUGAGAAUCAGGAAGACGCUGCCCAAAGAUUGCAAGGAUUUCUUGCAAAAGUGUCUGACUGAAGACCCCAAACAGCGCCUGACCCUGGAGCAGCUCAAGCAUCACCCAUGGCUCGGAUAAACCAACCCGGAAACACACACGUCCUCGCCAAACCGGGGCGGCCAGCCCGUGAUAGGCUGGCGAGGUCACCAGCCCGUGAUAGGCUGGCGAGGUCACCGGCCUGUGAUAGGCUGGCGAGGUCACCGGCCUGUGAUAGGCUGGCGAGGUCACCGGCCUGUGAUAGGCUGGCGAGGUCACUGGCCUGUGAUAGGCUGGCGCUACAGGGCCGGCCUCAUCACAGCAUGGUAGAUGGGAGUGGUCCUGUUUGCACGACGAUGACCUGGCGACCCGGUCACCAGCCUGUGAUGGCCUGGCGACCCUGGACAGGUCACCAGCGUGUGUGCCCCGCCAGAUGGGAGUGGUCCUGUUUCAAACGCUCCACAGGGACGCAUGUUUUGAGACCAUCGCGUUCCUCGAAAACGGGGCCACGUUCAACAAGAGGCUGUCCAAAAAUUGCAAGGAUUUCUUGCAAAGGUGUCUGAUUGAAGACCCCAAACAGCGCCUGACCCUGGAGCAGCUCAAGCAUCACCCAUGGCUCAGAUAAACCAACCCGGAACACAUACGUCCCCGCCAUACUAUACUGAAGUCAUCCAAGUACUGAUGCUGCUCUCUCUUUACGCUCUUUCUUUCUCUCUUUGACAGGAAAAACUUGAGGAACCGGGGUGGCCAGCUUGUGAUAGGCUGCCGGAAGAAGAAUGUGAUGAACCGAGGCGACCAACCUGUGACCUGGCCUGGCGACCCAGUCACCACCCUGUGAUGGCCUGGCGACCCGGUCACCACCCUGUGAUGGCCUGGCGACCCGGUCACCACCCUGUGAUGGCCUGGCGACCCGGUCACUACCCUGUGAUGGCGUGGCGACCCGGUCACUACCCUGUGAUGGCCUGGCGACCCGGUUGCCAGCCUGUGAUGGCCUGGCGACCCUGAACAGGUCACCAGCGUGUGUGCCCCGCAUUUGCCCUAUGUCAGCAGGGAUUGGCUCCAGCCCCCCCCUGUGAUAGGAUAAGCGGUUACAGAUGAUGGAUGUAUAAUAUUCAUUGUUUGCCCUUUUUUUUGCAGAUCCUGUAGCAACCCCAGCCGUUCAAGGAGAGGGGAUCUCUCUUUGAAUUGCCUUUCCCGAGGUUUCUUCCCAUUUUCCAUCUGGCCUCAGGAUAUUGGAGGAGUUUUUCCUUGCCUUCUUAGAGAGCUUGGGCUGGGCAGGUUCUGCUCAUAUUCCAAUUAGCCGUUAUUUAAUGUGAUAUUUAAUACUGAGCCAUGAAAAUAAACUUGAAUUAAAUUUAAACCCAAUUAA